ACGUUUGUGUCGAGAGCAGCAGAAGCACCAGCAGCCCUCAAAAUGCCGAAGCCGAUCAACGUUCGAGUUGUUACUAUGGAUGCAGAGCUGGAGUUUGCCAUCCAGCCAAACACUACAGGCAAACAGCUGUUUGACCAGGUGGUUAAAACCAUAGGUUUGCGAGAAGUGUGGUACUUUGGUCUUCAGUAUGUGGACAACAAAGGAUUCCAGACGUGGCUGAAGCUUGAUAAAAAGGUUUCUGCUCAAGAAAUCAGAAAGGAGAAUCCCCUCCAGUUCAGAUUCCGUGCCAAAUUCUUCCCAGAGGAUGUGUCUGAAGAGCUGAUUCAGGACAUCACGCAGAAGCUGUUCUUCCUCCAGGUGAAGGAAGGGAUCCUCAGUGAUGAGAUCUACUGUCCUCCUGAAACAGCAGUACUUCUUGGCUCCUAUGCUGUGCAGGCCAAAUUUGGAGAUUAUAACAAAGAGGUGCACAAGCCUGGAUACCUCAAUUCAGAGCGUCUGAUCCCCCAAAGAGUGAUGGACCAGCAUAAACUCUCCAGAGAGCAAUGGGAAGAACGGAUCCAGGUGUGGCACGCUGAGCACAGUGGCAUGCUCAAAGAGAAUGCCAUGCUGGAAUAUCUGAAGAUUGCCCAAGACCUGGAGAUGUAUGGAAUCAACUACUUUGAAAUCAAGAAUAAGAAAGGAACUGACCUUUGGUUGGGGGUUGAUGCUUUGGGGCUCAACAUCUAUGAAAAGGACGAUAAACUAACCCCGAAGAUUGGGUUCCCCUGGAGUGAAAUCAGAAACAUCUCUUUCAAUGACAAGAAGUUUGUUAUAAAGCCUAUUGACAAGAAGGCACCAGACUUUGUGUUUUAUGCCCCUCGUCUGAGAAUUAACAAGAGGAUCCUGCAGCUCUGCAUGGGCAACCAUGAGCUGUACAUGCGGCGCAGGAAGCCCGACACCAUUGAGGUGCAGCAGAUGAAAGCCCAGGCCCGGGAGGAGAAGCACCAGAAACAACUGGAAAGGAAACAACUAGAAGAUGAAAAAAGGAGAAGAGAGACAAUUGAGAGGGAGAAAGAACAAAUGCUGAGGGAGAAGGAAGAGUUGCUGGUGAGGCUACAAGAGUAUGAAGUGAAGACUCAGAAAGCAGAGAAAGAGCUGUCAGAUCAGAUCCAAAGAGCCAUUCAGCUGGAGGAGGAAAGGAAACGGGCCCAGGAGGAGGCAGAACGCCUGGAAGCUGACCGUUUGGCAGCUCUGCAGGCCAAGGAAGAGCUGGAGAGACAAACUAUGGACCAGAUAAAAAGCCAAGAACAGCUGGCUACAGAGCUUGCAGAGUAUACAGCCAAGAUAGCACUUCUUGAAGAGGCAAGGAAGCGUAAAGAGACUGAGGUUGAAGAGUGGCAAAUCAGAGCCAGGGAAGCACAGGAGGAUCUGGUAAAGACCAAGGAGGAGUUACACCUGGUAAUGACUGCUCCACCUCCACCCCCACCCCCUGUCUAUGAGCCAGUGAAUUACCACGUCCAUGACAACUUGCAAGAUGAGGGCUCUGAGUACUCAGCCUACAGCGCCGAGUUCUCCAGCGAGGGCAUCAGGAACGACCGCAAUGAGGAGUCGCGCAUUACUGAGGCAGAGAAGAACGCACGAGUGCAGAGCCAGCUGAGGGCACUGACAGAUGAGCUGGCCCAGGCUCGACAUAACAACAAGAUGACCCAAAAUGAUAUCAUCCACUCGGAGAACAUGCGCCAGGGACGGGACAAGUACAAGACGCUGCGGCAGAUCCGGCAAGGCAACACUAAGCAGAGAAUCGAUGAGUUUGAGGCAAUGUAA
This is a messenger RNA of Cinclus cinclus, 1803 nucleotides long. RefSeq names its product ezrin (gene EZR). Gene Ontology annotation, cellular component: microvillus; cytoskeleton; apical part of cell. Lineage: Eukaryota; Metazoa; Chordata; Aves; Passeriformes; Cinclidae. The record is from RefSeq and is a predicted model, not a curated record. The coding region runs from base 43 to 1803 and encodes 586 amino acids. Gene Ontology annotation, biological process: positive regulation of protein localization to early endosome; regulation of organelle assembly; regulation of cell shape. Gene Ontology annotation, molecular function: cell adhesion molecule binding; actin binding. The transcript is spliced from 13 exons.